AUGGGUUGGCUCAGAAAAAUUCUGAAAGGUUCUGCUUCCAACUCCAGGAUACAAUCGAACAACAACGAGGAUGGCGACUGGGACAAGCCUUGUGAUUUGUCGGAUGAAGCAUUGGAUAGUGAGAGAGAAGAAACACAUUAUACAACUACUCUUUCUUCAGCUGAAGAAAACGAAGCAGAGGAAGACCAAGAAUCCGAUGAUGGUCAGUCAGAGACUGGUGAUGAACAAUAUUACAAAGCCAGCCACUUGGUGAAUGAAGAUGAGCGAAUCGCCGAGGCUCUCCCACAAAGUUUAGUCUUCAAUUCAAAUCCUCUGUGGGAAAUCGAGAACAUAUUUCCCCAUUUUCCAUUCUCGUUUUAUUCUGAGGACAGACAGAGAUCUAAUGAAAGCUGUGAGGAUGAUGAACGUUGUUCUAGUGCCAAUGAGCCCAACAAUGCAGAGGACGAAUCAACAGAGAGCGAAGAACAAGAAAGGGACUACCAAAUCGCCCACAUUCGUUCCUUCUCAGAAGAUGGUCAAGUGAUUCUGAUUCAGAUUAAUGGUGAAGGUUAUUCAGAGGAUGAUCUCUAUGGAGAGGCAUGGACCAAGGACUGGAUACGAUAUGAAGAACUGAAAUCGGAGCAUGAAGAUGAUCAACCCACCCUGUCUUUCCAACAAAAUAUGGCCUUCGCAUUAUCCUCACCUUUUGACAUUGCAAAUAUAUCCCCACCUUUUCCGUUCUCAUUUUAUCCCGAUAACGGAUCCCAGUGGAUGCAAAUGGCCGUCUUCUGUUCCGUCGUCAUCCUUUUUGGCGACAAAAGUACUGUCGUGCGCAUGGGAGAGAUGGGACACCAUCUUGUUGUUGUUGCAAAAGAUUGA
Molecule: messenger RNA, 858 nt
Organism: Syzygium oleosum
Lineage: Eukaryota; Viridiplantae; Streptophyta; Magnoliopsida; Myrtales; Myrtaceae
Exons: 7
Coding region: 1-858 (285 amino acids)
Source: RefSeq, a predicted model, not a curated record